Molecule: messenger RNA, 1234 nt
Organism: Orbicella faveolata
Lineage: Eukaryota; Metazoa; Cnidaria; Anthozoa; Scleractinia; Merulinidae
Biological process (GO): superoxide metabolic process
Cellular component (GO): cytoplasm
Molecular function (GO): superoxide dismutase activity; metal ion binding
Source: RefSeq, a predicted model, not a curated record
CGCGCGAGCUCGCCGAAAGAUCUUUUUAGAACCCAGUCUACUCACUUCAGUAGAUCGCGUGAGAUUGGGUUGAGAGAGGCAAAAUGGCUUCCAUCGUCAAGGGAUUGGGUUUUUUCUGUUUCUUUAUCGUUUUUUAUCUUCAUUUUUCUAGCAUCAAAUGCGCCACUCCUUACGACGAAAUUGUACAAUAUAAAGAAGAGUACAGUCUGCCGGAUUUGCCGUACGGUUAUGAUGGUUUAGAACCUUUCAUCGACGAAGUUACCUUGCGCAUCCAUCACAUGGGACACCAUGGAGCUUACACUAAAAAACUAAAUGCGGCGUUAAAAAGCUGGCGGGAAUCGGGCAAAUCUCCAGAACUGUCCUCAAAGCCCAUCUCAACUAUCUUGAACAACAUUCAACUCAUACCUUCUGAUUGGCGGCUUAAAAUUAGGAACAACGGUGGAGGGUAUGUUAACCAUGCAUUAUAUUGGGCAAUCAUGUCUCCAAACCCGAACAGCGAAGAGAGAAAACCCUCUGGUAGAAUCGCUCAGCUUAUUGACGAGACCUUUGGCAGUUAUUCUAACUUCCAAUCAAUGUUUGAGAACACUGCCUUGGAAGUUUUUGGUUCAGGGUAUGCUUGGCUCUGCUUGGAUGUCGAGCAAGGUGGGAUCAAAAUCCGUGGUACAGCAAACCAAGACAGUCCUUUAAACCUGGGCCUUCUGCCCAUCUUAGUGAUCGAUGUGUGGGAACAUGCGUAUUAUCUUCAACACCAGAAUCGUCGGGCGGCAUAUGUGAAGAAUUUUUGGUUUGUUAUCAACUGGGAUGCGGUCAGCGAGUUGUUGGAAUGGUGGCCAAAACAAGCUAAACACGAUGAACUGUGAACUUCAGCGUGAUGAUAACCAAGAAUAAAAUUGAAAGAAGACAAUUUUGUGAAGAUUCUGUAUGAGAGACCUUUUCUUACGAAAUUAUAGUGGUAAUUUACGUACAGAAACAAACAAAAACCAGCAAAUCAAAACAAACCAGCGCGUGUUUUACAAGUUGUAGUGGUCGUGGUAAUUUCCUUACAAGAACAAACAAACAAGCAAACAAAACAAGCGCGUGUUUGUAAGAAUUUUGCUCGCGACUAUCAAGACACGAGAAGCAGAUGCAAAUUACUUCCAGAGCAGUUCAUAGUCUUUUCAAAUGUUCAAAUGUUGUUGUUUAUAUUCUUUUAGAGUAAUAGAGCCAGUAAAGGUCAUAGAGUAGUUUAUGGUAA